AUGGGCAGGCUGGCGAUCUCUACGCAACCCGCGUUCACAACACAUAUCGCCGAUACGCGCGAGGAGUCGCACAAGGAGGACGCCAACAUGGAUGCAGUCAUUCGGGUUUACACCGAUGGGUCGGGCUACAAGGAUCAGGCGGGCGCUGCUGCUGUUCUGGUGCGAACAGAUGGAGUCCAUGAAUGUCGCCGGGUUCUGAGAUACCAUCUCGGACCCCUGUCGGAACACACGGUCUACGAAGCUGAGGCGGUCGGUAUCAUCCUCGGAGCGCACCUCCUGCUAACGGAGGACCCCGAACUUGCCUCGCGAGACUCCAGCAUAAGCCUCGAUAACCAGGCCGUCAUUCGCGCAGCAGAAUACAUCCAACGAGCACAGCCGGGACACUAUUUGCUCGACCAUUUUCGAACCCUCACGGAUCACCUGUGGCAGAUUCGCGGGGCAGGGUACUCACUCGAGAUGCACUGGAUCUCGGGCCACGACGAUGCCGAACUCAACGAGUUUGUAGACGGUCAGGCGAAGCUCGCCGCUGAAGGUCACUCGAGCCCCAUGGACGACUUGCCUGCAUUUCUACACCUCCCCCUCCGGGCCAGCCUCUCGGCCACACGCCAGGAGUACACACGACAACUCCAUGAGCGCUGGCAGAGGGACUGGAUGUGUUCGCCGCGCUACCAGCGGCACAAACACUGGGCCCCCGAUGCGGCGACGAAGAGCCACAUGAAGACGAUCGAGAGCCUGUCACGCCGGGACAGCGCCGUACUAUUUCAGCUGCGAACGGGUCACGCCCCUUUGAACAAACACCUCCAUCGUAUGCGCUGCUCCGAGUCACCGACCUGCGACGCAUGUGGAGAGGCCGACGAAACCGUCCCGCACUUCAUCUACGAAUGCCAGGCGCGGCUGACCGAGCGACGCGCACUCCGCAAGGCCGCGGGCAAAAAUUGGCGGAAUCGAGCUUAUCUGCUCAGCGACACGACGGGCGUGAAGGCCCUCAUGGGUUAUGUACGAGACACCGGGCGUAUGCGGUGGAGUCGCCGGGAGGAGGAUGACACACAGGAGGGUAAUUUUGAGGAUGGGGAGAGGAAGGAAGAGGAAGAGGUUGAGGACGAGGAAGAAGGAGAAGACGAAGAGGGGGCGAGGAGAGCGAAGGAGACGGAGGAGGUGGAUACGACGAUCGAGGGGCUCCUGAAGUGGUUUGAGAGGUUGCCCAGGGGAGAAGAACGAGGAGAACGAGACUCAGCGUGA
Peniophora sp. CBMAI 1063 is the source of this 1239-nucleotide messenger RNA. NCBI's taxonomy places the organism in Eukaryota, Fungi, Basidiomycota, Agaricomycetes, Russulales, Peniophoraceae. The record is from the annotation of a GenBank genome assembly.